CUAGCAUUUUUGAAUAAUUUAGCCCACAUCAUAAUCUGCAGCCAUGAAGUGGGUAACAUUAAUUUCAUUCAUUUUCCUCUUCAGUUCAGCAACAUCCAGGAAUCUGCAAAGAUUUGCUCGUGAUGCAGAGCACAAGAGUGAAAUUGCCCAUCGCUACAAUGAUUUGAAAGAAGAAACAUUUAAGGCAGUUGCCAUGAUCACAUUUGCCCAGUAUCUCCAGAGGUGCUCUUAUGAAGGACUGUCUAAGCUUGUGAAGGAUGUUGUUGAUCUGGCACAAAAAUGUGUAGCCAAUGAAGAUGCUCCUGAAUGCUCAAAACCACUGCCUUCCAUUAUCCUGGAUGAAAUCUGCCAAGUGGAAAAGCUCCGUGACUCUUAUGGUGCAAUGGCCGACUGCUGUAGCAAAGCUGAUCCUGAAAGAAAUGAGUGUUUCCUGUCAUUUAAAGUUUCCCAACCAGACUUCGUUCAGCCAUACCAAAGACCAGCUUCUGAUGUGAUAUGCCAGGAAUACCAGGACAACAGAGUGUCAUUUCUGGGACAUUUCAUCUAUUCUGUUGCAAGAAGACACCCCUUCUUGUAUGCCCCUGCAAUCCUUAGUUUUGCUGUUGAUUUUGAACAUGCACUUCAAAGCUGUUGCAAAGAGAGUGAUGUCGGUGCUUGCCUGGACACCAAGGAAAUUGUUAUGAGAGAAAAAGCCAAGGGAGUAAGUGUGAAGCAGCAGUAUUUUUGUGGAAUCUUGAAGCAGUUCGGAGAUAGAGUUUUCCAAGCACGACAACUUAUUUACCUAAGCCAAAAAUACCCCAAGGCUCCAUUCUCAGAGGUUUCUAAAUUUGUACAUGAUUCUAUCGGCGUCCACAAAGAGUGCUGUGAAGGGGACAUGGUGGAGUGCAUGGAUGACAUGGCACGUAUGAUGAGCAAUCUGUGCUCUCAACAAGAUGUUUUCUCAGGUAAAAUCAAAGACUGCUGUGAGAAGCCUAUUGUGGAACGAAGCCAGUGCAUUAUGGAGGCAGAAUUUGAUGAGAAACCUGCAGAUCUUCCUUCAUUAGUUGAAAAGUACAUAGAAGAUAAGGAAGUGUGUAAAAGUUUUGAAGCAGGCCACGAUGCAUUCAUGGCAGAGUUCGUUUAUGAAUACUCACGAAGACACCCUGAGUUCUCCAUACAGCUUAUUAUGAGAAUUGCCAAAGGAUAUGAAUCACUUCUGGAAAAGUGCUGCAAAACUGAUAACCCUGCUGAGUGCUACGCAAAUGCUCAAGAGCAACUGAACCAACAUAUCAAAGAAACUCAGGAUGUUGUGAAGACAAACUGUGAUCUUCUCCAUGACCAUGGCGAGGCAGACUUCCUCAAGUCCAUCCUGAUCCGCUACACUAAGAAAAUGCCUCAAGUACCAACUGAUCUCCUGCUUGAAACUGGAAAGAAAAUGACAACUAUUGGUACUAAGUGCUGCCAGCUUCCUGAAGACAGACGCAUGGCUUGUUCUGAGGGUUAUCUGAGCAUUGUGAUUCAUGAUACGUGCAGGAAACAGGAGACCACACCUAUAAAUGACAACGUUUCACAAUGCUGCAGCAGCUCCUAUGCUAACAGAAGACCAUGUUUCACUGCUAUGGGAGUAGAUACCAAAUAUGUUCCUCCACCAUUUAAUCCUGAUAUGUUCAGCUUUGAUGAAAAAUUGUGCAGUGCUCCUGCUGAAGAACGAGAAGUAGGCCAGAUGAAAUUGCUAAUCAACCUCAUUAAACGCAAGCCCCAGAUGACAGAAGAACAAAUAAAGACAAUUGCUGAUGGUUUCACUGCCAUGGUUGACAAGUGCUGCAAGCAGUCGGACAUCAAUACAUGCUUUGGAGAAGAGGGUGCCAACCUAAUAGUCCAAAGCAGAGCCACAUUAGGAAUUGGUGCUUAAGACACGAAUCUGAGUAUAGAACGCAGAGGAAUCAAACACAGAUGCAGCUCAAAGACCACACUGAUGCAAAAAUAUUCUUUAACGGCCUGAGUGUCUCCAUGAAGAGGUUGAGAAACCUCCUUGAUCAUCUGGAACACAUUUAAGUUGCUGCUACCAAACCUGAACUAGGACUUCAAGUUUCAGAAGUGCCAACUGUUAUCAUAACUCUCAACACAACAUCUGUGAAUCAUUUUCAUGCAGCAGAUUUUGUUAGGUUAUCUCAGGAGCCUUGUUACUCUGAUGUUCCUCCUCCUUGAAAACUACACAAGUAUUCCUGAAUACUCAAUGGAAAAAAACAAACAAACAAACAAAAAAACCCCAAACCAAAUAAACACACCAACUCAUAGACUAUAACAGAGUUUUGGAAGGCCUAUGGAACACUGAGUUUGCAACAUUAUGCCAAAUCAGGCUUAGCGCUGUUGUGAGCAUCCACCUCUUGCAAUUUAAUAAAUGAAACAAUCCUCAUGGAGUUUUGCUGGUAUUUGAUGUGCCCUGGAGAGGCUGAUGUCUGUUGUGUCUGUCUGGAUUAAAAAAAAAAAAAAAAAAAAAAAAAAAAAAAAAAAAAAAAGCCUUGCCAAGGAAAUGGUGUACCAGGAAAGAACAUGAUACCAUGGUAAUACACAAGAAUCUAAAAGAACACGACCUCCGCAGAAACGAGUAAUACAGGGAAUUACACACCUUGUAGUCUGCUCCUGUUCCUGUGCCCUAUUUGCUUAAUCUUCCCAUUAUAGAACAGUAUAGUAAAAUGAUCCAUAGUUGUAGUUUGUGAUGUGCCUCAAUAAAACACAGGUUAAUUCUUACUUUCAUCAUUUUCACUUUUUUACAGCCUCUCUUUUUCAUAUACCAUCUAUAAAGGUUAGUAAAACCAUGACCAUCCAACCUCUAAUACUCAUCAGGACUAUUCCUUCAAAUCACGUUUUCUUUCAAGAAACCCUGAUAGCAGAUAUGAGCAUGUUUUACAUGGAAAACUGUUUAGAGAUCAUCAGGAGGUGCUCAAGACACAUGGAGAUGAGGCACUGAGGGACAUGGUCAGUGGGCACAAUGGGGAUGGGUUAGAAUUGGACAGAAUUAUCUCAGAGGUCUUUUCCAACCUUAAUGAUUCUAUGAUUCUAAUUGCUUACUGAUUGUUGACAACAGCAUAUAAAUUAUUUUAUUGCUUCCCAACUUCUUUGUUUCCAAGCUCCCCAUUAUGGCCUACACAAAAUCAUGAUGUGGCAUUGCUCCUUUUUGACCUUACAAGAUUUGCAACUGUGUCAAUAACUGGUUGCUGUUUCUUUUGGAUAAUUUUAUAACGAAUAUGAAGUGAAAUAUCCUUAUUUUCAACCUAAGUAUAUCCGAUAUACUAUAUGAACUAAAUGCUUUAUCUAUUUUAGCUUUUUAACUACUUAUUUCUUAACAGGAGGAAACAGUACUAAUUUAAAGAGUCUGAUAUCUCUUCCCAAAUGAAACAGAUCACAGUGAAAUAUAAGAAUGUUUAUUUUGAGUGUAACAUGCACUCUUUCUAAGCCAAAAUGCCUCCUGAAGUAAAAAAUUCACAGGUUAGAGAAAUCAACAAAAUUGCCAAAUACCAUUCUAUUAGUCACUUUUCUCUGAAAUUCUUCAGCUAAGAACUUCUAAUAAUGCCAUUUUAUGCGUCAGAUGUUUUUAUGUGACUGCUAGGUAAAGGAGUUCAAAUUUACAUCUGGACAUAACAUCCCUGUAUGCAAAGAUCUGUCUUUUAGAACACGCUGAUUUCAAGAGGGACAAAUUGAAAGCUUCCAACUAAUCCUUUAUCUUACUCAAGUCUUACGUUGGUAAUUUCUAUUAAAUGGAACCAG
Molecule: messenger RNA, 3747 nt
Organism: Gallus gallus (chicken)
Lineage: Eukaryota; Metazoa; Chordata; Aves; Galliformes; Phasianidae
Gene: ALB
Product: albumin
Exons: 15
Coding region: 44-1891 (615 amino acids)
Biological process (GO): transport
Cellular component (GO): cytoplasm; blood microparticle
Source: RefSeq, a predicted model, not a curated record